AUGAAUAUAUCGCAUCCCUUUGGAACCGAAAUUCACUCAGUCUCUUUCUCAUGCUAUAGUCCUGAAGAAAUACGGAAAUUAUCCGUAAAACAAAUAACACAUUCAGAGCUUUUCGAUAAUUUAAAUCAACCAACCAAGGAUGGGUUAUACGACUUGGCCUUGGGACCUUUUGAUCGCGGUUAUGUUUGUCACACGUGUCUACUCGAUUACUUUUCGUGUCCGGGGCAUUUUGGACAUAUUGAACUUCCGUGCCCUGUGUAUAACGCACUGUUCUUUCCGCACAUGUAUACUUUGUUGAAGUCAAUUUGUUUGGAUUGUCAUCGAUUUUUAGCAAAUAAAGUGAAGUGCUAUGGAUUCGCUGCAAAAUUGUUAUUGUUGGAAAAAGGGCUUUUACUUGAAUCCCAGGAAAUCGAUUACCUAACUCUAAAAUUUGAAGAUCUGGAUAAAAAUAAAAACGAAGAAGAAAAAGCUACCCAUAUAGAACUUAUUAAUAAUUAUUUAAAGAGAACAUUUGCACAACCUAACACUGGACCUAAUUCAACUGCUGUUAAUGCCGAGAAAAGGAGAAUAGUAAAAGACUUCUUCAAAAUCUCUGUAACGCUCGCAAGAUGUCAAAAUUGUCGCAGUAGAUAUUUGACUCCGAUGGAUAUUCGUAAGCAUCUCGAUAUGUUAUUCCAAAAUGAAUCUACAAUUUGCUCGUUACUAUAUGGUCAACAUGGGCUAUUUUCAUCACGAUUUUAUCCUCGCGAUAGAUCAACAACGAACAGUAAUAGGAAUAACACAUCAGUUAGCGCAGAUAUUUUCUUUCUUGAUUUGAUUGCUGUUCCACCAACUCGUUUUCGUCCUACGAAUGUAGUUGGCGAAAGGUUAUUGGAAAAUGUGCACAAUGGACAUUUCAAAAGAAUACUUAAAGCUUGCGCAAGAUUCUCUUUAAACGCACAAAACGAUAUUACUAAGAAAAAAGAUGAAGCAGAGAUAGAAACAACCACCAAUAAAAAGGAAAAACUUCAAGAUCUUUUGAAUGCGUGGAAUGAUUUGCAACUUGCUGUCAAUGGGUUAAUUGAUAACACGAAAGUCGGUGCAAUGUUUGCUAAAGAGCGACAAAUGUAUCCUGUUGGAAUUAAACAAAUAUUAGAGAAAAAAGAAGGAUUAUUUAGGAAACAUAUGAUGGGCAAACGUGUUAACUACGCCGCACGUUCUGUAAUUUCUCCUGAUCCGAAUGUGGAAACAUUUGAAAUUGGGAUACCAGUAACCUUUGCCAAAAUUCUGACAUAUCCCGAACCAGUUACCCAAUACAACAUAAAUGAAAUGCGUGAAGCUGUAAUAAAUGGCGCUCAUCAAUGGCCUGGUGCAGUUUCAGUUCAACAUGAAGACGGAAUGGUUCAAUUAUUAUCGCGACUAUCUUUAGAAUCGCGUAUUGCACUUGCCAAUCAACUUUUAACUCCACCCACUAAUCCUUCUAAAUCAAUAUUCGUGCUUCCUCCCAAAUCUCCAACCUCCAAUAAAAAAGUAUUACGUCACUUGCGUGAUGGUGACAUAUUACUUUUGAAUCGACAACCGACACUUCAUAAACCUUCAGUUAUGGCACAUCAGGCUAAAGUGUUGCCUGGCGAGAUGACAAUUCGAAUGCAUUACGCGAAUUGUAAAGCGUAUAAUGCUGAUUUUGACGGUGAUGAAAUGAAUAUGCAUUUCCCGCAGAAUGAGAUUGCGCGUGCUGAAGCUGAGAUUAUUGGUAAUACCAAUGAACAAUAUCUUGAACCUACUUCUGGGUCUCCGUUGCGUGGCUUGAUUCAAGAUCAUGUGGUUAUCGGUGUAUGGAUGACAUCGAAAGAUACAUUUUUCACAAAGGAGCAGUAUCAUCAGAUACUUUAUAAUGCUCUAAGACCGGAGGAAAAUCAUGGAACUGUAGCUGUAAAAAUUUUGACAGUUCCCCCUGCUAUACGAAAACCUAAGCGAUUGUGGACAGGAAAACAAAUGAUUUCUACGAUAUUAAAGAAUCUAACACACGGCAUGAUACCACUAAAUCUCACCUCCCGAGCGAAUAUAGCGGCUCGAUAUUGGGGAGACAGUGCACCAGAAGAGGCGACCGUAAUCUUCCUGGACGGUGAACACUUAACCGGUGUCCUAGAUAAAGGACAAUUUGGUGCGACGGCAUUCGGUUUAAUUCAUGCAUGCUAUGAGCUUUAUAAUUCCUCAAUUGCUGGUAAACUACUUAGUAUAUUGGGUCGUCUAUUCACCACUUAUUCACAAUGGCGAGGAUUCUCUUGUCGCAUGGAUGAUUUGAGAUUGACUCCUGAAGGAGAAGAGUCUAGACGCAAUUUAAUGCAAAAUGCUUCAAAACAUGGACGAGAUGCUACGUAUAAUUAUGUUGGAUUGGAUCCUGUCGAUGAUGAAUUCAAAAGUCGUAUAGAAGAAGUGUUCCGUGAUAAUGAAAAGCAGCAAGGUCAACAAGAAUUAGAAGGACGACGUGUACCAGUUAUGGUUAGCGGCAAGACACUGCCUUCUUUUCUUCCAUACGAGACUGCUCCACGUUCCGGUGGUUUCAUAAGUGGAUUGAUUGAUACAGCCGUGAAAACAAGUCGUUCUGGUUACUUGCAGCGAUGCCUAAUUAAACAUUUGGAAGGCUUACGUGUACAUUACGAUCACACAGUCCGUGACAGUGAUGGCUCCGUAAUUCAAUUUCAUUACGGUGAAGAUUCAUUGGAUGUCACCAAACAAAAAUAUCUCAGUCAAUUCAAAUUCAAUGUAGAUAAUUUCGAAGCAUUUUCAGAAAAAUUUCAUAUCGGAGAAUUUGUUAAUGGGAUUGACCAAAAACAAGCCAUAAAAUAUUUAAAAAAAUUUGCAAAGAGACCGGAAAAAUAUGAUCCAGUCUUAUCUGUGUUUACGCCAAGCCGAAAUCUUGGUUGUAUCUCGGAAAAAUUUCAUUAUAAUUUAACCAAGUAUAUUGAAGAAAAUAGAAAGGAUCUAAAAACACACUGGAGAAAGAAGAUAUCUAAGGGCGACUUUGGAACUUUAAUGUAUUUACGAUAUCUUCAUUCACUUGUUGAACCCGGAGAAUCAGUUGGGGUGCUCGCCGCUCAAGGUGUUGGUGAACCAUCCACUCAAAUGACAUUAAACACUUUUCAUUUUGCAGGAUUUGGUGCCAAAAACGUAACACUGGGUAUUCCUCGUCUGCGUGAAAUAAUUAUAGCUGCCUCUGCAGAAAUCCAAACCCCCAUGAUGACACUUCCCUUACUUCCGCAUGUUACCAAUGAAAUGGCCGAUAGAUUUUCUCAAGCUAUUUCUCGAUUGACUUUGGCAGAAGUUGUGGAUAAUGUAGUGAUAACCGAGAAAUUAGGCGUCCAAAGCUCUGAAAAUGAUAUGUACACCCAAAGAAUAUUCAAAAAAGUGUAUACGAUAAAGCUUAAUUUCUUCCCCAAAGAAGAAUAUAUGGAGGAAUAUGAAAUUACACCGACAUUGAUUAAAGAAGUGAUUGAGGACCUAUUCUUUAAGUUUCUUGGAACCCAUAUAAAACAAAUAACUAAAAACAAAAGCAGAAAAUCAUCUGAAGAAUUCGAAGAUUUUGUUGUGCCCAAAUCUCAAAGUAUUAUUAAUAAGCAGACGGAUGUUGAUGAUACAGCUGUAAAUAACGAAGCAGCAUAUGAUUCUGAUGACGGAGACGGCGAUGCAACCAGUGCAAGAAUUAAUUCAAGACGUAAACAAUUAGCGAGUUAUGAAGGACCAGAUGAGGACGAUCUGGAAGUAAUCAGACGAAUCAAUAAAAAUUCUGAUAGUGAAGAAGAUGACGCUAUGUCAAAUGAAGAAAAGACAGAAAAUGCAAGAAUCAUAGAAAAUCCAAGGAUCAUAGAAAAUUCACAAUACGUCUCUCAAUAUUCUUUUGAUCAGAAUGGCGCUUCGUGUGAAAUUGAAUUGAUGUUUCCCGCGAGCACACAGAAAAUCUUAUUAUUGAAUAUAGUGGAAAAAAUAUGUAAAGAUAUACCAUUGAGAGAAGUCAAAGGCAUUCAUAAAUGUUAUCCGAUUGUUAACGAAAAUGAUACUUCGAAGUCACUUGCAACGGAAGGAAUCAAUCUUCAAGGUGUUUGGAAAUUCUCUAGAAUAAUCGACAUUAAUAAAAUAUACACAAAUGAUAUCGCCGCAAUGUUAAGAACUUAUGGCGUGGAGGCAGCACGCGCGACAAUCAUUAAAGAAAUUUCGAAUGUGUUUGGUGCAUACGGGAUAAACGUAGAUCUUCGGCAUUUGACUUUAAUUGCGGAUUAUAUGACUUUCGAAGGAAAUUAUAAGCCAUUUAGUCGCUACGGAAUCGAUUCAAACACAUCCCCGUUCCUCAAAAUGAGUUACGAGACCACGUGUAAUUUCCUAACACAAGCUACCCUGUUUGGCGAAUUUGAUCCGCUUUGUUCGCCGUCUUCGAGAUUGGUCGCUGGAAAAGUGGUCGAGUCUGGUACAGGCGCGUUUAGUAUAUUACAACCGAUCAGUGCCAAUUUCUAG
Ambispora gerdemannii is the source of this 4488-nucleotide messenger RNA. The record is from the annotation of a GenBank genome assembly. NCBI's taxonomy places the organism in Eukaryota, Fungi, Glomeromycota, Glomeromycetes, Archaeosporales, Ambisporaceae.